AUGAGGUCCCUCUCAGGCUUGCCGUUAUUGGCCUUCCUCUCAGUUCUGUCCGUGGCCAACGCCCAUGGCUGGCUUCUUGGGCAUCAGAAAUCUUCGUUCCCAGAGCCGAAUUACAGCGGUACCUUUGGUGAUUUCGCGUCUUUUGUGUCGCACAUGAAGGAAAUUGCUAAAAAACGCGAUGUGGACCUUUUGUUGGUUGACACGGGUGAUCUCCACGAUGAUGCCUAUCUGUCUUCAUGCAUCUACGAAGGAACUGGCCUUAUCGACGGAUACCCUGCCGGCGGCAUAGACGCUCAUGAUGCGAACGAGUUCUUCAAAAAAUUGCCUUAUGACGUUCUUGCCAUUGGAAACCACGAGCUGUACACCUACAACAAUACUCUUGACAUGUACAAGAACUUCGCACCGAGGUUCAAUGGACGAUACCUCUCCUCCAACGUCAACAUCACCGUUGUGAACGAGCAUGGUCAACUCCAAAGUGUCCCUGUUGGCAGCCGUUUCGCAAAAUUCAAGACGAGGAAAGGCAAACAAGUCACUGCCCUCGGCGUUCUCUACAAUUUCACUGGGAACGACAAGAAUACCACUGUUCAAAAGGUGGCGGAUAUGGUCAAGGAAGCUUGGUUCGCUGAUGCUAUCAAAGCCGAGCCUGACUUUUUCUUGCUCACUGGGUUAGUCUUGAUCUAUGACUCAGGUCUUUGGAACAGACAUAUGCCUAUUGCCCGUGACAAUUGGCCACUUGUGUACAAUGCCAUUCGUGCCAUUCAUCCCCUUACGCCUAUUCUUAUUCUUGGUGGGCAUACCCACAUUCGCAAUUGCCUUCAGAUGGAUGGUCGCUCGAUGUCGUUGGAGAGUGGACGAUACAUGGAAACCAUUGGUUGGAUGAGCGCCAAGCUUGAUAAGAAAGGAAGCACGAAGAACAUUACUUUCAGCAGGCGAUACCUCGAUCCAAAUCGUGUCACAUUCGAGUACCAUACUCAACGCAAUGUGCACAACUUUGACACCUCCAGCGGCCAAUCCAUCGAUUCUGGCCUUGAGAAAUUGUCAAAGAAAUUCGACUUGUCUUUCCAGUUUGGAACGGCACCUCAUGAUUUCACAAUCAGCCAGUCGCCAUACCCAUCCAACAACUCCUUGCUUUCAUUGUUCAUCGAGAACGCCGUCCCAGUCGCGCUGGCCAUCAACAACACCCGCGCCUCCAUCCCCAACAUUAUGAUCACCAACUCUGGCUCCCAACGCUUCGACGUCUACGCUGGCCCUUUCACCAAGAACGACCAACUCACAGCGUCGCCCUUUGCCGAUGCGUUCCUGUACAUCGCCGACAUACCUGCCUCCAUCGCCAAGCAGGUUCUCCCGACUUUGAAUAAAGCUGGCUCGAACCAGCGACGCGAGUUGGAGGAGAGGGAGCGGGAGAUGUAUGGGAGGGGACAUGUUGAUACGGUUUAUAUGAGGUGGUUGGAGGAGAUGGAUAAGAGGAAUGAUGGGAUUGAUAGGAGGGCGGCUCAGAACCUUACUCUGGGAUACGUCACUGCGGAUAGCUGUCCAGGCGUAGGAGACGACACCCCUCACGCCCCACUACCCUUCUUCUCAUCCCCACCCUUCAUCGGCUCGCAGGUCCCGAACGUGUCUGACGAUACGCCCAUUGACCUUGUCUUUGUGGACUUUAUUCAAGCGCAGCUGUUGCAGAUUUUGAACUCGGUGCAGACGAGUAAGAGUUAUACUACGGGGGAUGUGAAGACGUACAGUCCGAUUUUGGCAAAUGCUGCGCUUGGGUUGUAUGCACAGAAAGUUUGGAAUUAG
Messenger RNA from Laccaria bicolor S238N-H82, 1791 nucleotides. RefSeq lists its product as uncharacterized. Gene Ontology annotation, biological process: nucleotide catabolic process. The transcript is spliced from 20 exons. NCBI's taxonomy places the organism in Eukaryota, Fungi, Basidiomycota, Agaricomycetes, Agaricales, Hydnangiaceae. Gene Ontology annotation, cellular component: cytosol. Bases 1 to 1791 code for a protein of 596 amino acids. The record is from RefSeq and is a predicted model, not a curated record. Gene Ontology annotation, molecular function: hydrolase activity.